This is a messenger RNA of Pseudonaja textilis, 1995 nucleotides long. RefSeq names its product motile sperm domain containing 1 (gene MOSPD1). Gene Ontology annotation, cellular component: cytoplasm. The record is from RefSeq and is a predicted model, not a curated record. Lineage: Eukaryota; Metazoa; Chordata; Lepidosauria; Squamata; Elapidae.
UCAAAAGGGGGGACGGGGAAAUCGAGACUGGCGAACCGGCCCGCUGAGGAGAAGAAGGCCCGGAGCUGGCGAGGCGGGACGGCGGCGCUUCUCUCCGAGGUUGCCGCCCACAGACGAGUCCGGGACGGCGAGCAUGGCCGGCGGGGCUUAUCACAACGCUCUCCGAGUCUUAAGUCGCUGUGAACAAGAAGUCUUUGGAGACUGAGCUACCCACCUCCCCAAGUGCUAGAAGGACCAGGAAAGGAGGACUUGGUGCCAAUGCAGCAGCAAAAAAGACAACCAGAGUUAGUGGAAGGGAAACUUCCCGUCUUUGUGUUUCCUACCGAACUCAUCUUUUAUGCCGACGACCAGGCGACGCACAAGCAGGUGUUGACUCUCUACAACCCCUAUGAGUUUGCCUUAAAAUUCAAAGUUCUAUGUACAACUCCAAAUAAAUAUGUCGUGGUGGAUGCGGCCGGCGCGGUGAAGCCUCAGUGCUGCAUUGAUAUAGUGAUACGUCACCGAGAUGUCCGACCUUGCCAUUACGGAGUCAUCGAUAAGUUUCGGCUCCAGGUCUCUGAGCAAAGCCAGAGGAAAGCCCUGGGAAGGAAGGAAGUGAUUGCUACUCUGCUCCCCACCGCAAAAGAGCAGCAGCAGAAGGAAGAGGAAGAGAAGAGGCUGAAGGAGCACCUGGCUGAAAGCGUAUUUCUGGAGCAGGCUCUGUGUCAGCCGGAAAACAGAAUUGCCUCAUCGGGGCCUAGUUUACUCACCGUCUUUGUGGGUAUCCUGUGCAUUGCUGCUCUUAUGCUUCCCACAUUGGGAGAAUUGGAUUCCCUGGUGCCUCUCUACCUCCACUUGAGCGUGAAUCAGAAGUUAGUCGCUGCUUACGUGUUAGGCCUCAUCACCAUGGUUAUCCUAAGAACAUGAAUGAUAUUUUAAUGGGAUACUGAAAAGUCUUUUUUAAAAAAAAGGUGUUACAAAUUCACAUCGUGAAUGUGAAUUGCCUUUGACUCCCGUUGGGCUCAUGAAGACGCUACGGAAAAACCUAUUCAAUGAAUUAACAGUAUGGAGGGUUUUUUCUUUUUUUAAAAAAAAAUCACACAAAAAAAGCAAUGUUUUAACUAUGCUUAACCGAAACGAUGCCAGCCUCUGCCCACGCUUCUGUUACGGAAGAGCUCUGCAAUGCGCGACGGUUGCAUCCGCGAAAGGAACCCGGAGCCAAUUUUUAUCUAUUGGCACGAUAGAUAAAUUCUUAACACGCAAGAGACGUUCGGUUGCUUUUAAAAAUAAUACCCACCUGGCCCACCCUGUUGUCUCGUCAUCAUGAACCACCCCCCCAGCAGCUGCGCCUGCAAUGUUUAACUCCUCCUCCUCCUCCUCCUCUCCCCCAUUCCUGUCUUGUGUUGCCAUUAGUGCUGAGUGGACUUUGUGUACCGUAGCCGGCUCUCAAGAUGGCAGAAUCGGAACGGAUUACCUGAAUGGCGAACAUUUGAUAAAAGGCGGCGGCGGCGGCAGGAGGCAUCGUGUUUACAUAGCGAUCUAGUUUGCUGGCAGAUCCUUCACCGGGGCAAGAAAACGGGGACCGCGCUCGCCGUUUCUGUCCAGUUUCGUGGGCCUCCGUUCCUUGCCAUUCGGGAGCUCGCCCAGCUAAUUUUCGGCCAAGGUGUUCUUAAACUCGCCUCCCGGGGUGGGAUGCAGGCUAACAUUCCCUUAACUGGUGCCGACCUCAUUACGCAUCCAAACUUAAGACAGUGCUUCUGCCCCCCCCCACCCCCCCCUCGCCUCCCUCCCAUGCAAGAUGUGCUCUUGGCAAAAUAACCACAACCAGAAACGGACUUUGAGAAUGGAUGCCUCUCGCAUUAUUUGUCCCUGGGAAUGAGCGAUUGUCUCGGACCGGGCCAUUCUGUUUUUAAUUCCCUUCCUUCCUCGUCCACCCUGGAUUUUUUCCGUAAAGGUCUAAUGCACUUUGACUAUGUAAGGAAUGUUUUGGAGGAUUAAACCUUUGCACCCACCCUC